Messenger RNA from Dreissena polymorpha, 3234 nucleotides. Its product is annotated as membrane metallo-endopeptidase-like 1. Gene Ontology annotation, biological process: protein processing. The record is from RefSeq and is a predicted model, not a curated record. Lineage: Eukaryota; Metazoa; Mollusca; Bivalvia; Myida; Dreissenidae. Bases 147 to 2480 code for a protein of 777 amino acids. The transcript is spliced from 25 exons. Gene Ontology annotation, cellular component: plasma membrane. Gene Ontology annotation, molecular function: metalloendopeptidase activity.
UAUCAUUAACUGUUCGUACUGACAUCGUUCAGGCCAACAUAACGUGUUGAGGGAAUGACUCAAUGUUUAUUACGGCACAUAAUAACAUAAAUAAACAUACGUAAACUAAGAAAAGAAAUUAAACUGAUAAGACAAGAGAAGGAACUAUGGUUAGAGGAAAUUCAUAUGAACUGAAUGGUCUUGAAACAACGAUGAAUUGGACAAUCACUGACUCUUUGACCAAGAGCCAGGUCAAGUACCGGUCAGGCAGUAGCCGCGUGCUCGUGUUCCUCGUGGUGUUGUUUGCACUGACCACGGUGGCAUUGGCAGUUGUGGUAGCAGUGACCGUGCUGAAGGUCAAGGACAAAGAGACUCCAGUUCCUGUCGCUACGCAACCACCAGCACCAGUGGAAAGCUCCACAAUAAUUGCGGAGCCAGAAGUAUGCCUUACAGAGGGCUGCGUUAUGGCAGCCGCCAGGGUGCGUGGCGCCAUGGAUACUAAGGUGAACCCAUGCGAUGACUUUUUCAACUUCGCGUGUGGUACGUGGAUUCAAAAGCACGUUAUCCCAGAGGACAAGAGUUCGUUUGGCACUUUCACCCAACUCCGUGAUGACGUUGAUAUCAUAGUAAAAGGUGUUCUUGAUGUUGCCGACAAGCACGACGACCCGGAAGUGGUUACAAAGGCAAGGAAGUACUACAAGGCAUGUGUAGACGAAAAGAAAAUUGAAGACUUGGGUCUAACCUAUAUCCAAUCUUAUAUGACGGCACUUGGCGGAUUCCCAGUCCUUGCUUCGAAACCUGGAGGCAACUGGGUUUCAGCUGGGUUCGACUGGGUGAAUCUUUUGGUGAGGACUAGAAAUGGAACAAAUAGCUUGCCUCUGAUAGACGUAGGUGUGACGCAGGAUGACAAGAACCCAUCGAAAUAUAUCCUCUACGUAGAUCAACCCGACCUUGGUAUGCCGAGCAGGGACUACUAUCUCAAGGAGCGCAAUUCCACCGACCUGAUGGCCUACCAGACCAUGUUGGAAGAGAUUGCUGUAGCUCUGGGCGCUGAUCAAAGGAAGGCUAGUGAAGCUGCAAAGCAAGUGGUUGAUCUGGAGAUUGAUUUAGCAAAUAUUACAGUGCGCAAGGAAGACAGGCGGGACCCUGAAAAGCUGUACAAUAAAAUGACCAUCACCGACUUGGCGUCACAGUUUCCAGGAGUUGCCUGGCAAAGACUUAUAACUGGCAUUUUUAAUCACGUUGGCAUGACGAUAGGUGGGAACGAACCUGUUAUUGCUAUAGCUCCACCAUUUCUUUCCAAGUUUGGAAAAAUGCUCAGCAGAUAUACCGCAGAGACGCUGGCAAACUAUGUUGUUUGGCAGAGGGUCGUUGGAAAAACAGCGUUUCUCCCACAAAAAUUUAAGGAAAUCCGUCUGAAGUACAGUAAGGUGAUUUACGGGACAGCCUCCGUACCCGCCCGCUGGCAGACAUGCGCCUCCACUGUGACCGACGCCAUGCCGGAAGUGGUCGGUCGGCUGUUUGUGGAAACGGCCUUCAAGGAGGACGCCAAGAGAGAUGUAUUGGAUCUUGUAGACAAGCUACGUGAAGCGUUCAAAGAAAUGAUUGACCACCUCGACUGGAUGAGCUACAUCACCAAACAGAUUGCAAAGGAAAAAGCCAAUUACAUAGACCCGCGAAUCGGUUACCAAGAUCUUGUGUACAAAAACAACGACUUGAAUAAUUUGUAUGAAAAUGUGACUGUAGACGAGAACGACCCCCUGAAGACUCUAGUCAGUAUUGGAGAGGCCUCGGUUAUACGCAAACUUCUGCAGCUGAGAAAGGACUACGACAAAUCAGAGUGGCACAUGUCCCCAGCAACUGUGAAUGCCUAUUAUGCGCCAAAUCUCAACUCCAUAACAUUCCCGGCUGCAAUUCUCCAACCUCCGUUUUAUUCAAAAGACCAACCAGCCUAUUUGAACUAUGGAGGAAUUGGGUACGUCAUCGGUCACGAGAUUACGCACGGUUUUGACGAUCAAGGUCGUAAGUAUGACAAAGAGGGAAAUCUUAAGUCCUGGUGGACAACGGAUGACGGCACGAAGUUUGUGGAACGUGCUCAGUGCAUCAUAGAUCAGUACAACGGCUUCGUGGUGCCAGGAACAGGCAAUAUGACUAUAAAUGGUAUCAACACCCUUGGCGAAAACAUAGCGGAUAAUGGUGGCAUAAAAGAAAGCUUCAAUGCUUACCGGAAGUGGGUGAACAAUGCAAGAGGAGGCAAGGAGGAGCCCAAACUGCCUGGUCUGCCUUACACACCGAACCAGCUGUACUUUCUCAACGCUGCACAGGUCUGGUGUGGAAGUAUGAGAGAUCAAGCAAAGGUGGAGCGUAUUCGUACCGACCCACAUAGCAUAUCGGAGUACAGAGUAUACGGUCCUAUGCAGAACUACGAUGAGUUCUCCAAGGCAUGGAACUGCCCUGCAGGAUCCUUCAUGAACAGUAGGCGCAAGUGCUCCGUCUGGUAGAAACAAGAGCGGUGAAGUGGUACGUGUUUGUGAUGUGAAACUUCUACUCCAGAUGUGUGACAUUUAAUAUUUUCAAAACUGAUCCUGAACCAUUUGUUUUACAUUUUUGUAUUUUUUGGUACUAUUUUGAAUAGCUUUUGCUCAUAUUUUACUGGUUUUUGUUCUUAGUUAUUUUUAUACAAACUAGUUAUAUUAGUAGUUAUAUAUAUUUGUGAGCAUUUUUUAUAGAUGCUGCGUUGUUUUCUGUAGGAAAGAAAGUGUUUCCAAUCUUUUGAUCUGACAGCCCUCGCGUGAAAUACAUCAAUAAAUAUUUAAAAACUACGCGGAUAAAACGUGUAAAGCGUUUUGUGUUUUGUUUGGAAAGUCAUAUUUGUCUUCAUGCAUUAAAGCUGAUAUGUCGCAGAUUGGGAAAAUAAAACGAAUAAAAUAUGGUGUUUUAAGUUAAUGGAUACAAGAUACUAAACAAUAGAAAUGCUUGAUAUAGCAUUGUUUAAACAGCAUCAACGUUCAAAAAUCCCUGAUUUAGUCAUGUCAACUAGUGCUUUCAUGACAAUGUCAAAAGCGGUUCAUAACGCUUUAAGCUAUUUAAAAUCGGAUAGUUAUGUUCAAUUACCAGUUCAAUUACCAUGACGGCAAAACUAACAAGUCAACUUCACUUCAGAAGAAUAGACGCCUUGAUGUUUAUGCUAUUGAUGACGUUACUGUGUAAUACGAGUCUAAAGUUCAUUGAUUAUUGAAUAUAGAUGUCAAUCUC